Molecule: messenger RNA, 6179 nt
Organism: Oryctolagus cuniculus (rabbit)
Lineage: Eukaryota; Metazoa; Chordata; Mammalia; Lagomorpha; Leporidae
Gene: ITPRID1
Product: ITPR interacting domain containing 1
Molecular function (GO): signaling receptor binding
Source: RefSeq, a predicted model, not a curated record
GUUCAGACAUCCAACUUGCAGACAGUUCAGGAGUGCAGCUUUUGUAGCCUUGACUGGAGGUUGGUGGCGGGGCUAUGCAGAGCCGCUUCAGGGGAUGAACAGAGCUGGUCUUGGAGCUCUGCUCCACCUGGGCAAGUUUGCAGAAUUAUUCUCUUAGGAUGGCAGAGAUGUCACAAGGGCCUGACAAACCUCAAGAAGGCCAGGAAAAGAGCAAGCGAAAGAUCCUGAGGCUCACUAAGAAGGCAUGGGUUCCCCUGGAAGAGCAGCCGUUUUCUGACCCCAGAAAGGAAGGAGAGACUCCCACAAUCCCUCUGGUGGAAGACUCCAAACAAGAAAAUACUCAGCAGUGGCUGGACUCUGGAUUCUUUGUCUCUGCAGAUGACAACGUUCAGCGAGUUAUUGGCCACACUGCUUCUUUGCAUGACCAAGGAAUGGUUCAAAUGAGUGUGAAAGACUACAUGAGAUCUCUGCAUCAGUUUUCAGAAGCUCCCAGCCUGUCCAGAGGGACUAGUUUCAGCUCUUGCCAUUCUGCUGCAAGUUUACCACAAAGCAUCCCUGAAUGGCUGGAAUUUUGGGAAAGAGAUCCAGUGGAGAUUCUCCUGGAUCUGGGCUUUGGUACUGAUGAACCAGACAUCUGUGCACAAAUCCCAGCCAGAUUCCUGGAUUGUGGCUCAGUGGCCAGAGGGAUCAACACCCAUGUUUUCCUUGAGGCUCAAAAGCAACGGAUUCUUGUUGAGAAUCCCAGCUUAUGUGGCCAUUUCCAACAGCUGGGAAGCUGGGAUCAUGGGACCAGCACCUUCUCAUCUUUGCUGAAUGAUGUUAACAUCCUACAGAACAAAGUGGAGGGGGAAUCUGGAGGAGAGAGUGCACAGGGAACCUCAGUGAGUGCAACCAAAGGGCAUCAAAGAAGAAUGGGGAAACUUACAAGGAGAGCUUCAAAACAGACCAUCAGGAGAGACUGCAACUCAGAAGCUUCAUUUAAGAUGGAGGAUGAGGUUUUCAUUCCUUCUUCCAAACCAGAAGCAAAUGGAGCAGAGUUACCAGCUGCCUCAGUCAACCAAAGGCAUUUGUCUCCUGUGGCAGAAAAUCAGUCGCUGCAAGCCCGUGAUGACUGGAUACCUGAUCAUCCUUGGGAAAGUCUUCUGAGCAAGCAGUGGCCACACUCAUCCCCACAGGCCAAGCAGGUUCCUCCAUCCUGUGUGUUUGAGGGGUCAGUCAAGGACAGAAUGUGGAAGAACUCGAUUCACUCUAAUAAGCUCAAGAAUUGGUCUUGUCUUGUGGGUAAAGGACCAGACUCCUUUGAAAUGGAAGAGGUCCAGAGCUUUGAGGAAGACACUGGGAAUGCCCUUGACAGGACUCCAGGAACCAUAGGUGUCUGGGUGGGCAGAGCGAACAGCUGUCAGUCUGACAGCAGUGGGUUCCUGGAGGAGCCACCGGAACCACUACCCCUGCAGAUGCCUUCCUUGCCAAGCAGUCAGAGUCCUGCUGAGAAUCCUGGCAGCAAGCCUGGUGGUGGGAGCCACAGCUUCGGGUUCUCUCAGGACUGGCAGCCAGAGGCCGAUGGAUCUGAUCCCAAGAGUGCUGUGAGCACACCUGCUCCAAGCCAGUCCUGGAGUGUGUUGGAAGAAAAGGGCUCAGACUCUGUAGUGGGAGAAGAAUCUCAGCUUGAGGCCAUCCAGGAGCCCAUGGGACACUUGACCCCAGAUCUGGCCCUUGCCCAGACCUCCCACGGUGGGGCACACCUAAGGGAAGAUGGCCGUGUACCCCCGCCACCAGCCUGCCCUGGCUAUGAGGACAUUGAACCCCUCGUCACUUCCAUGAAUGAUCCUCUGGGGUUCACAAUGACCCACACCACAGGAGAAGGGAAGGACGAGUUUCUCAGGCCCUCUGGAGCUGGCACAGUGCACAUGCAAAAUGCACACUCCCAGGAGUCUCUGAGGGCUCCCAGAAACGACCAUGUUGAAGACAAGCUCCUCCAGCUGGACGCCAAGGCCCCAGAAGGAGAGGACAAGAGCAGACGUCAUCCUGACACCAGCAACGGCUUACUGGCAGGACACAGUCCACCAUGGCGUGAGUCUCGUGUCCCUGAGCAGAGCAAAGUCACACCCGGUACAGCGGACCGCAUUCCCAUGUCUGCGGAGUCUAUUCCCCACUUGGAAACCCCCCCUGGGGACGCUAACCAGGCAAAGCCAAGGUGUAGAGCUUUGGGUCAGAGACCACCUGGGGCGGAAGGUGAGGUGGAAAAGCUGCCCACGAAUGCCGAUGCAAACACUAGCAGCUGCAGGUCUGUGACGAUCCAGAUGUCCUCUAGCCUGCUGUCAGCUGCCUGGAGCACGGUGGCCUUGGGGACUGACUGUAGAGGAACAGCGUCAGACCAUGCUGUGUGUGACUCUGCCACCACAAGAGGAUCGAGGCUGCGGACAGAGGAGAGACGGUCCCGCGAUGUUUCGGUUCAGACUGAUUUCUCUGAGCCCAGGCCCUGGCAUUGCUGUGCAGCCCUGAGGAGGGAGGCCUUGACACACGGGCUCCAGCCCCUCACCAGAUCUGUCUCUCUGGACACAGGCUUCCCCUGUGCCUACCCUGUGGGCACCUGCCUGGCUGCACCUGCGCAUGGCUGUGUCUGUGGUCCUCACCAUCCCCACUGCUGCUGGGAGAAGCAAAGCUGCAGCCCUGCACCCCCAGCCUGUGGGCAUUGCCUGUGCUCACAGGCUGCUGGGCAUCUAGAUGCCCACACAGCGGCCCUGAAGAUCCUUCAGGACACUCCUGUGAGGGAGCUGUGUUCCUUCACAGUCCAGGAGAUGGAGGCCAUGAAGAUGGUAUGCCGCGGUUUCCGGGAGCACUUGGAGGAAAUCGAACAGCACCUUACAGGACAGCAGGCACUCUUCUACAGACACAUGUCAGAGGAGGAAAGGGAGGAAGCAGCCCAACUGCAAACUUUGCGUGAGACCCUGAGGCAGCAGGUGGCAGAGCUGGAGUUUCAGUUAGGAGACCGGGCGCGGCAAGUCAGAGAAGGGAUUCUCUUGCAACUGGAGCUUCUCACAGGGGAGCCACCUGAACGUUGUACAAAUCUGCCUCAUUGGACCUGGAUGGAAGGAAACAAUGGCCAAACUUCAUGUGCUGAACUUCACCCAGCCAUGACUGCCAGGGCUACCAUUCCUCCCAACAGUGGCCAACAGGCUCCCAGCUCAGGGUGUUUGUUUAUGGACGGCUUUGACAACCUGGAAGAUGGCUUCUGAUGUGACAGUGGAGGAAAAGGAGACCCACUGCUUUCAGAGGAAAGGCAGCACCUGGAGUCCUCAAAGAUCUGCAACCAUUCCACGGUGUUUCCCUCCAGUGGUUCGUUCUCCCAGUUCUCCAGCAAAGAGCACGGAGAGGAGCCCUGAAGCAGGGAGGCUGCCCCAUCACUGCCAGGGCUAUCACUGCCCUCAGCGCAUGAUGCACUGAUUGCCAAGGCUGCUCCCACCAUCGAUGCCCUCAGUGCAUGAUGCGCUGAUUGCCAAGGCUGCUCCCACCAUCGAUGCCACCAUCAAUUAGCAGGCCUUCAGACGUAGGCUGAAUUAUAUCGCUGCCUUCCCUGGUUCAUAUAAUAAGUGUCCUCAUAUACAGACCUGUUCAUUGUUCCUAUUUCUCUGAAAAACCCUGACAUGAAAGACACAUCAUAGAAGAACUAAGAAACUGGCUACAAAAGUACACACUGAGUCCUGCCAUUUAUCCUGAGCGAGAAGCAAUGGACUCUGGGAUUGAAUCUAAGGUUUGGGGUUUAAAUCCAAUUCCACUAUAUAUUGCCUGUGUUGGAUAAAUGGUUGAAAUUCACUAAGUCUCAGUGUCAUCAUCUGUAUAUCAACAGUUAAUGCAUAUUUUAGGGUGCUUCAAAAACUGCACAGAAAGUGGAAUUAAAAAAAAGUUUAUAUUGAUGCAAACAACUUUUGAAAUCCAUGCAUAUCUUUUCCACAAUGUGCAUUUUCUGUGAACUUUUUCAAGACCUUAUAUAGUCUUUUAGAGCAAGCCUAGAGCUUGGUUAGGGCUCAGGAGAUGUUAGUGUUGAUGAUUAGGAUGGUGAUAGAAAGUAGAUGCAAUACAUUGAAUACCUACAGGCAAGGUACAGGGCUAAGCACUUUACUUGAAUUAUCACUUACUUUCACAACAAUCCUAAGAGGUAGGAAUUAAUCUCAACACACACGUACAUACUUGCUUAGAAAGACUGAAAACUGUGAGAGCUGGCAACUAUUAAGGAUUGAGUUGACUCACUGAUUUCCCGGUUUGCUACACCAGUGCUUUGUCAUUAUGGUUCUUUCAAGUGUUGGGGCUUAUGUGGAACCUACUGAUGGGCCCCAGUUAGAGUAGCUCUGCUUCUGUGUGCAUUAUACAUUGUUUUAGCAGAAAUUUUUGUUCAGAAAUUCUCAUUGCUACAGAUAAGUUUGAGAACAGUGAAUGUACUAAUCACAUAUGACUGUUGCACUCAAAGAGGUUCUGAGUGACUUUCACAUAAGGAGACGAUGCUGCCACAGAGGAUUCCUCUCCAGCCUACCAUCCUAGAAACUCUUCGCUUAUUUGUACUUGAACCACUGCUAAGAAAAAUGGCAGGAGUCCUGCAAGUCUCAAAUCUCUGUAUCCUCUUGAUCAUAUUCAAGUUGACUACGUUCAGGAAAAGACAGACCAUGUAUUUGAAAACAGAGAGAAGAAUUGCAAUAAAUAUUUGCAGAAGGCAAGCCUUUUAAUUAUGAAACCAAACUUGGGGAUUUUAUUUCAUUAAAUGAAAAAGAAUGUGAAGUAAAAAUCUCAGCACCCAGUCAUUUUCAAUUUUGGAAAUUCACCAGGAAACAAUCUGGACUCUUGUCUAUCAAAGGUCUGGAGUCCUUCCCUGGAUUAAUGUCAUCCCAACCAGAUCCAAUUUCAGUAUUCAAAGCCACAAGCUCUGAAUCAUGGAAGUGUGAUUUCAGACACAAUACUUGGAAUUCAAGUCACAUGUAUUCCUUGGCUUUCUUGUGCAUGAGUGAACACCCAAGUCACAGGAUGGAGACAAAAAAAAAAAAAAUGGAACCUUGAAGGCUACUCUGAACCAUAGCAUGUACAGAAAUCCAUUUGUUAGCACACAGAAUAGCAUCCCUAGGAAAGUGUCCUAUUCAAUUUUAUUUAACAGAUAAUCUCUUAUAUGUAGAUGCCUAUCUGCAGAACUGGAGCUUUUUUUCUGCUUCAAAAGAAAAUCAUUCCAAUAAAGAGGGAGACAAGAUGUUGUAAUACCAUGAGAAUCAGGUCUGUUUUUUUUUUUUUUAAUCUGUUUCUGGGAUGUAACACAAGUCGAAUACAACAGGACACUUGCAGAGCUGCUGAGGGAUGAAAGUAGUUUACCUUUAAGAAAAAAAGUGUUGGUAUUUUCACAUUGGAGCAAUGGGCUGCAUAUUUAAUUACAAAUUGUAAUUUACAGGGAUUACAUAAUUAGAUUAUUAAAAAUGAUGUUGAACUGCCCUUUUUGAAAAUAAAGAGGUAACAGAAGCCAUAUUACGGACGGGACAUUUCCCUAGCACACAGGCGAUCCUGCUAACAGCUCCAUUCUAAAACCUGAACAGAGCAGAAGGUGGGUAGGGAUGUGCCCUCUCUGUACCUGUCUUCAGUUAAAUAAAGGGAGAAUCGUCCACAUUGAGAAUGAUGCCAAAUCCUAGGAAACAAAGCUAAAGAAUCUUCAUUUUUGUGUAUUUGAAGAACUCAUUCCAAUUCAUGCUGUCAUAUUUUUCCCUGAAUAGAGAGACCUGCUUUCUCCUCUGGGCCUCCUAGGUGCCCCCUAUGAAUCUUGGUCUUAACGUGUGUGUGGUACCUAAUUACUCAAACUUCUGCCCUCUCCUGGACUUCCGAGUAAGUUUCUCUUAGGAAGAGGAUGGAGUUAUUUUUUUUUCUAUUGUACCUAGCACUAAAACAUAGUAGCAGCAUUUGGUAAACCAGUAAGUUUACAAUAUCAAAUCUGACCCUAGGACUUAACCCUCUGAAUUAUAUUUUCAUUGGAUAUAGAGAUAUGAGUUGAUUUUUUUUCCUUUCAGCACUUGAAAAAUGUUAUUCCACUGAUUUUUUGUUUUGUUUUGAGCUCCAUGGUUUCUGAUGAGGAAGCUCUGAUUAUUCAAGUUAUCAGUGUCGUGCGUGUAAUGUAUUGCUUUUGUCUGAGCUUUUGUUUUGGUUUUGAUCAUUGA